Penicillium bovifimosum is the source of this 255-nucleotide messenger RNA. RefSeq names its product splicing factor 3B subunit 5 family protein. The transcript has 2 exons. The record is from RefSeq and is a predicted model, not a curated record. NCBI's taxonomy places the organism in Eukaryota, Fungi, Ascomycota, Eurotiomycetes, Eurotiales, Aspergillaceae. Gene Ontology annotation, biological process: mRNA splicing, via spliceosome. The coding region runs from base 1 to 255 and encodes 84 amino acids. Gene Ontology annotation, cellular component: U2 snRNP; precatalytic spliceosome.
AUGGCCGACAAGCUCCGCACAAUUCAGAACCUCGAGGCUCUCCAGUCCCGCUACGUCGGUACCGGCCACGCCGAUACUACCAAGUACGAAUGGACCUCCAAUAUCCUUCGCGACAGCUACUCUUCCUACGUUGGCCACCCGCCCCUGCUGUCAUACAUGGCUGUCGGUAUGGGCGAGCCGAAGGAGAAGGUGCGCACGAUGAUGCUGGAGAAGAUGGUUAGAGGUGCUGGGAAUCCGCCGGAGACGCAGGAGUAG